Molecule: messenger RNA, 1706 nt
Organism: Tarenaya hassleriana
Lineage: Eukaryota; Viridiplantae; Streptophyta; Magnoliopsida; Brassicales; Cleomaceae
Product: amino acid transporter ANTL3
Exons: 2
Coding region: 295-1563 (422 amino acids)
Biological process (GO): amino acid transmembrane transport
Cellular component (GO): vacuolar membrane
Molecular function (GO): amino acid transmembrane transporter activity
Source: RefSeq, a predicted model, not a curated record
AUAUUCUGAGUAUUUUGUUUAAACACUAAAUAUCGUUUGAUUUGUUCCUCAUUUAUUAUUGGUAUAUUAUAAAAUCUGUUAUAUAAAUAUCAAGUGAGACCACUCGUUCCUCCUUGAUUCGUCGUCGGGCGAAGACAGAGACCGAACAAAAAAAUUUCAUAUGACGAGACAGUGACCUCCUUCCUUUCUCUUCACGAAUCUCCCAAGUUUUUCUCUUUUCUCUUUUAUAUUUCAUCGUCUGGAACUGGAACUGAAACCAUUUCUGAGAUUCAGAUCCGACAAAAUCGGGGAACAAUGGGGAACUACGAUCAGGAAUCGGCAGGAUCGUCGUCGCAGACGUUACCUUGGAUUCCGACAGAAGACACGCCUCUGUUGGGACCGCGGAAACUGUCGUCUCACUCGAAAACAUUCGCGAAUGUGUUCAUCGCCAUUGUAGGGGCAGGAGUGCUGGGCCUUCCCUACACCUUCAAGAAGACGGGAUGGCUGAUGGGUCUGCUAAUGCUUUUCUCCGUCGCCGCUCUCACCUUCUUCUGCAUGAUGCUCCUCGUCCUCACCCGUCGCAAGCUCGAAUCCCUCACCGGCUUCUCCGAGAUCGCGUCCUUCGGAGAUCUGGGCUUCGCCGUCUGCGGACCCGCCGGUCGUCUCGCCGUCGACGUCAUGCUCGUCCUCUCCCAGGCCGGCUUCUGCGUCAGCUACCUCAUCUUCGUCGCCACCACUCUCGUCAAUCUCUUCAGCCGCGGCGCUCAUCGGAUUCUGGGUCUGGCCCCUUCCUCCUUCUACCUCUGGGGAUGUUUCCCUUUCCAGUUGGGUCUGAAUUCCAUCCCGACCCUCACCCAUCUCGCCCCUCUCAGUAUUUUCGCCGAUAUCGUCGACGUCGCCGCCACUCUCGUCGUUAUGGUCCAGGACGUUCUCAUCUUCUUGGAACGACGACCUCCUCUUCGUGCCGUCGGGAGCCUCUCUGUCUUCUUCUACGGCCUCGGCGUCGCAGUCUACGCAUUCGAAGGGAUCGGCAUGGUGCUGCCGCUGGAGCUGGAGGCGAAAUACAAAGACAAGUUCGGGAAGGCACUGGGGCUGGCCAUGGCAUUGAUCUCGGUUAUGUACGGAGCGUUCGGCGUGUUGGGGUACAUGGCCUACGGCGAAGAGACCAGAGACAUAAUAACAACGAACCUGGGAACGGGGGUGGUGAGCACACUGGUGCAGCUAGGGCUAGGCAUCAACCUCUUCUUCACCUUCCCGCUCAUGAUGAACCCUGUCUACGAGGUCAUCGAGAGGCGGCUCUGUGGCUCACGCUACUCGAUCUGGGUCCGCUGGUCCACAGUCCUCGUCGUGACCCUCGUUGCUUUGCUCGUCCCUAACUUCGCCGACUUCUUGUCCCUUGUCGGAAGCAGUGUUUGCGUCGUGCUCGGCUUCGUCCUGCCCUCUCUGUUCCACUUCCGGGCUUUCAAGGACGAGCUUUCCCUCAAAGGAAUGGUGGCCGACGUUCUCAUUCUUCUUGUCGGCCUUGUCAUCGCCGUGUCCGGCACCUGGACCGCCUUGCAGGAAAUUUUGGCCUCCAAGGACUGAUUCUGGUCCUGAAACUGAAUUCAUUUUAUGUAAUAUACCGUACAUUACUCUCCUCCAACUUACCCUGUUUUGUUUAAUCACAUCACCUCCUAUAUUUGUUUCCCUCUUAUGAAAUGCGAUGAUCUAUGAUGGAAUUGAACUCA